UCACAUUUUAAAUAGACAUGUAUUAUUUUCCACAUUUAAAAUAUAUUUUCAAAAUUUGUGGGUAACGAACUAUAAGCCACCAUUUUAAUUGAUAAGCUUUGUUAGUUGAUAAUAAACACUAUUCCACAUUUUAAAUAGAGGGAAAGACUGGUUUGUUUUAGUCGACUUUUAGUAAAGAUGUUCUGCAUUUUAAAUAGCAAGCCUAUGUAUAUACCUACACUUAUAGGUAAUUGGUCAUAAGAAUACACAACUCGACUAAUGUUUGUCUCCGAAGAUAUUAAUCAAGUACAUUCAAGUGGGACUGUACAAAAUACAUUUCAGUGACAUUUAUUUCAGUUUUGAUUCCUAGUUAAUAAUGCCGCUAGAUUUGUUGUAAAACUUUGGAAGGAAUCCCUCAAUGUAUUCCAAGACAACACAAAAAGGCCUACGAAGUCUUUUUGAAGCCGCAGUGACCUUAACCUUUGUCAAAAAUGAUAGAAUUCAUCCUUGAAUCCACUUUGUGUGUCACCUUCCCCGCCCGACCCUCUCUCUCUGCCUUACUCUCCCUUCUGUACAGCAUCUCUCGCUCAUUUCUGGUGUUUCAAGGUGAACGGGUCCUGGGUCCGGAACCUGAUCUCUCUCUGUUGCUGCAGAAACCACAUCCGAAGUUUCUAAAUCAGGCAGCUAUUGUCUAUACAUAGGCGAUCUCAGGGCAUCUAUGCAGUGAGACGCUCGCACACAAACACGCGCAUGGUCAUGCGCUUAAUCUGAAUGUUAAUGCACACUACUGCUGAACUUUCAGUAUGCUAACAAGCUUUUAAAAAGCAGUGUCACUACACUGAUAAAUAUUCAGAAGUGGUCCGAUUAGGGUUGAACAGUGUGGAUGAGGCAGAGAAAAAUAGCCACUCUCCCACGAGACUCCCAUGAACACUUUGAGAUGUAACAUGGCCAAAGUUUACAUUAAAAACUAUCACGUCUCAUUCCUCAUUCUGGCUCAUAAAACUUUCCGAGUGGCACAAAAACACAAAGGACGUCACAUCACUGACUCUCUCACUUACCACAUGCUUGUCCUCUGCCUGUCCUGUCCAGUUCUGCCACCCUCUCUCCUCCUCCUCUUCCUCUCUGUAUGUGGGGGGGAAAAAGGGAGCACUUAUGAGCUCGGACAUCGCUGCUGUUUGGACAGUCGGGAAAUUGGAUAUAAUUGCCAGCCCUAUCCGGAAUACAACAUGACGGGAAUGCGCCAAGCUGAUCCGCUCCAUCCAAUGAGAGCCACCCAAUGGUCCAACGCCACAGAAAACCAAACGCACCCUGCAGGGCAAAGUCCUGACAAGUUCAUGAGUGAACGUCACCGAAUCCACACGUCAUCGUGGGUCGUGGCAGCCUUUUGGAUUGUGAGUUUGUGUGUCCUGCUCUCCUUUGGCGUGUGCGCCUGGAAAAAAUGUCUGAGAAAGGACAAGGACAAGAAAAAAGGAAAAGAGAAGAGCAAGGCUGGAGAUUUUGACACGGAAAAUGAUGGUCGUUCCAACGAGCCACUAAAAGUUGAAAUCAAGAAGGAAACAGAGUUGUCAGACAUCCAGCCAAAGGAGGAUGAAAAGUUGGGCAGACUGCAUUUCACACUGGACUACAAUUUCACUGAUAACAUGCUCGUGGUGGGCAUUUUGCAGGCCGCCGGGCUUCCUGCCAUGGAUGUGGGUGGUAGCUCAGACCCAUACGUUAAAGUCUAUCUACUCCCAGACAAAAAGAAAAAGUUUGAAACCAAAGUUCACAGAAAGACUCUGGAACCCAAUUUCAACGAGACGUUCACAUUUAAGGUAGCGUACACGGAGCUGGGAGGCAAGACGCUGGUGAUGACGGUGUAUGACUUUGAUCGCUUCUCCAAGCACGAUGCCAUCGGGGUGGUGAAGAUCCCGAUGAGCAGCGUGGAUUUCAGCCAGUCGCUGCAGGAGUGGCGGGAUCUGCAGAAGGCGGAAAAAGAGGAGAGUGAGCGGCUCGGAGAUAUUUGUUUGUCCUUGAGGUAUGUUCCGACAGCAGGGAAAUUGACUGUCGUGAUUCUGGAGGCCAAAAACCUGAAGAAAAUGGAUGUGGGUGGAUUGUCAGACCCUUACGUGAAGCUCCACUUAAUGCUGAAUGGGAAAAGACUCAAGAAAAAGAAAACCACCAUCAAGAAGAACACUUUGAACCCUUACUAUAAUGAGUCAUUCAGCUUUGAAGUGUCGUGUGAACAGAUAGAGAAGGUGCAGGUAGCAGUGACCGUGUUGGACUAUGACAAAAUUGGAAAAAAUGACGCCAUCGGGAAAGUUCUGCUGGGCGGGAGUGUCGCUGGAACCGAGCAACAUCAUUGGUCGGACAUGCUCGCCAACCCGAGGCGGCCAAUCGCACAGUGGCACAGCCUUCAACCGCAGGAUGACAUUAAUGCCCUGAUUGCAAAGAAAUGAACAUCUGUGGGACAUGAAACGACUACCCUGAUUUUAUCUCAGCUUUCUCCACUCUAUUUAUCUAACGUGGGCAUCAAUGGUGAUCAAUGUUGAAAAUUUGUGGGCUGCAGGUAUAACUACAGUGUAACCUAAAAGCUUGAACAAAACCCAUACAAAGAUAUUGUUCAAACUUUUAUUAAUUCAAAUUUUGACCUGGAAAUAGAAAUGAUCAUUUCUGGUGUGAAACGGUUACAAUUGUAUAACAUGUAUGAAAUAUUAUAGAACCAUUUAAAAUGUAUUUUUAAAUUUGACAUUCUUACACCCUUAAAGAAAUUGAUCACUGUGCAGUAGAAUGAAUUAACACUAAAACUUGUCAUCCUUUCAAUGUAGAUAUGCCUGAAGCAUACGGUGUACCUUCCAUUCUUGUCUUUUAUUGAUGUCACUUAAUUGAUUACACUGAAUGGCCACAACAAACGCUUUUGUCACACUUUUCCAUUUUGCUAUCAGCUGCACCCUUUGGUAUGAGAAUCUAACGGUAAAGAAAAACCUUGGUGGAUUUCAUUGUUUAGAGGGGUGAGGGUAAUAUUUAGAGGUAGUUACUUUUUCCCAGGAAAUUUGGGACAUUUAAAAUUUGAGGUUCCACUGUGUUAGAUUCCUUAAGAACGGCAAAGCUUUUAAAAAUAUUUACUCAUCACGUUCCAUUUUUAUCUUUAUCUAAUGAUGAUUCACCAAACUAUCUACAAACCUGAGAAAACCUUUGUGUGUGUAUUUUCCUCCGUCUGCUCUAUUCAACUAUACUGUACAUAGUAUGUUUGCUACUGGAUGCGAUUAUGAAAUAACAGGUGACAGGCAAUUAGAAUUUUUCUUGAUUAGCUGUUGAAUAUGCACACAGAAGGGAUUAUUAAAUUUUCUAUUUUGAAAAUAUGUAUCACAUUAUUUUCAAUGCAAUAAAAGUAUUCACCACACCUAUGACUGCCAUAAAAUUCUGGUAGAUAGAUAGACAGAUAGAUAGUAUUGUAUUAGGUUUAUUAAAAAGUUGGAAAAAAUGAAAUGUGUUAAUUUUCGGGGAAAACUAAUACUUUGUAAUCAAUUCACUUUUCAUAUGAA
Messenger RNA from Hippocampus comes (tiger tail seahorse), 3500 nucleotides. RefSeq names its product synaptotagmin-1-like. The record is from RefSeq and is a predicted model, not a curated record. Gene Ontology annotation, biological process: calcium ion-regulated exocytosis of neurotransmitter; synaptic vesicle endocytosis. Gene Ontology annotation, molecular function: clathrin binding; SNARE binding; phosphatidylserine binding. Lineage: Eukaryota; Metazoa; Chordata; Actinopteri; Syngnathiformes; Syngnathidae. The coding region runs from base 903 to 2414 and encodes 503 amino acids. The transcript is spliced from 9 exons. Gene Ontology annotation, cellular component: plasma membrane; exocytic vesicle; dense core granule.